Messenger RNA from Morchella sextelata, 1629 nucleotides. RefSeq lists its product as uncharacterized. The transcript has a single exon. Gene Ontology annotation, molecular function: protein binding. Bases 1 to 1629 code for a protein of 542 amino acids. The record is from RefSeq and is a predicted model, not a curated record. NCBI's taxonomy places the organism in Eukaryota, Fungi, Ascomycota, Pezizomycetes, Pezizales, Morchellaceae.
AUGGUCAGACGUUUGCUGGCCUGUGGUGCCAAUGUCAACGGUGUUCAGAGUGGUGCCUUUUGUACCGCUCUCGGGCAUGCGGUCUCCCUUCGCAGUGCAGAGGUUGUGCGAAUACUUCUUGAGAAUGGGGCUGGUCCCGACUCGUACUCAGGAGGUAUGGGCUUUACCGCCUUGUAUAUAGCUGCUGGUAGUCGAUCGUGCUAUGAGGUCGUUGAACUUCUCUUAGGACACGGGGCGAACAUCAACAAAGGAGGCUGCGACAGCACCCCGCUCCAAGCUGCUUGUGGAUAUGGAACCACGGCGACUGUUGAGCUCUUGAUAGCAAAGGGCACUGGCAUCAAUGCUCGGUGGGGCAAGCAUGGUAGCGCACUGCAGGCUGCCUGCCUGGGUGGUAAAGCACUGCAUGUCAAAAUUCUCCUUGCCCAUGGAGCGGAUGUAAGCUUGCUGGGUGGCGAAUUCGGCACGGCUAUCCAGGCAGUUAGGCAUGUUUUACUCGGUGCCGAUCGCGAUUAUACUCUUAGUCCUGAGAGCCUUGAGGCGUCGGCCGUUGAGAUUCUGGAUAUGCUUCUUGCCCACGGUGCUAAUCCCAAUGACAACACCGGCGCAAGCGGCACCGCUCUACAUAGAGCAUGUGAGGUGGGAGCGGAGAAAGCUGUUGAAAUCCUCUUGUUCCACGAUACAGACAAAGGUGUCAUAGGCGGAGAAUUCGGUACUGCUCUUCAUGCUGCGGCCUACCAUGGGCAUGACACGAUUGUUGGGAUGCUUCUUCGUAAAGGCUGCCCGGUCAACAUGGAAGUGGGGGAGUACGGUACCGCGCUUCAUGCUGCUGCUUCUCAGGGCUGCAACGAGGCUCUUCUUGUUCUUUUAUCUCUAGGUGCCAAUGUGAUGGCCGACUGCGGCCAACAUGGGACGGCGCUGCAUGCUGCAUCCGUCCACGGAUUCCAUCGCACCUGUGAGAUCCUUCUUGCCCACGGUGCUGACCCCAACUUUAGAUGUGGGGAGCUGCAUGAGCGCGUAGAAUGUGGAGAGCCGGGCCCAGCCAUCAGUCGCCACCCGCGUAGGCGUCGACAGCUCAUGCUUAUCCUCAAAGGUGGAACGUACGGAACCGCGCUCCAAGCUGCCGCUUACACAGGACACAUGGACAUCGUGGAACUACUUUUGACUAGUGCUGCAGAUGUCAAUGCUCAAGCUGGGAUCUAUUGGACGGCCCUUCAGGCAGCUGCUUACGCUGGACACAAGGAGAUUGUGCGUAUCUUGCUUGACGCAGGGGCAGACCUGAACCUGGAGGGAGGGGUUUACGGAGACCCUGUGCAAGCCUCGGUGUCUAUGAAGUGUUCGGAAGAUGGCAAGCUGGAAGAUCGCCUGUUCAAGGAAGAUAUACUCAGAUUGCUCAUUGAUAAGGGUGCCGAUGUAAACCGCAAAGGCGGAAAGUAUGGAUGUUCCCUGGCCGCUACCCGGGCAUGGCACGAUCCCGACCUCAUUAUCCCCGAACAUUGGCCGAGGAACGUGCCCUAUGAACGAAGACAGGACCGGUACCCAAGGGGCCAUGAACAGCUAAUUGAGGUUCUUCUGCGGAGCGGUGCAGCGGAUAUAGCGGUCGGAAGGGACAGGGCCAGCCCAUCUUUAUGA